UUUGAUAAGGUGUCGUUAUUGUCACAUGCGUGCAUUUCGGUGCAGCUGCGCGGCGCCUCUCAGCGUUUUGCCCUUUGUCCCACAAGCCCAUUGUAUGUGACGGAGGAAACCCUGUGCAGCGAAACCCGCCAUCUUGGAAAGGCAAACACUUCUAGCACCAGGAUAACCCGCAGAUCCCCUGAAAGAGCCGAAAUAAAACGAAAAUACCCACACAAUAACGAGCCAGAAUGGCCACCGCUCCGUACAACUACUCCUAUAUUUUCAAAUACAUCAUUAUUGGGGACAUGGGAGUGGGGAAAUCAUGUUUGCUUCAUCAGUUCACAGAAAAGAAAUUUAUGGCUGACUGCCCUCACACAAUCGGAGUGGAGUUCGGGACGAGGAUAAUCGAAGUCAGCGGUCAGAAGAUCAAGCUGCAGAUCUGGGACACGGCAGGACAGGAGCGGUUCAGAGCCGUCACACGGAGCUACUACAGGGGAGCUGCGGGCGCGCUGAUGGUUUAUGACAUCACCAGGAGAAGCACGUACAACCAUCUUAGUAGCUGGCUGACAGACGCAAGAAACCUCACCAACCCUAAUACUGUGAUAAUUCUUAUAGGAAAUAAGGCAGAUCUAGAGGCUCAGAGAGACGUCACGUAUGAGGAAGCCAAGCAGUUUGCAGAAGAGAACGGGCUGUUAUUCCUCGAAGCUAGUGCGAAAACAGGCGAGAACGUUGAAGACGCAUUCCUGGAGGCCGCGAAGAAGAUCUUCCAAAACAUUCAGGACGGCAGCCUGGACCUAAACGCAGCCGAGUCCGGGGUACAGCACAAGCCCUCUGCUCCCCAGGGAGGCCGGCUAACAAGCGAACCACAGCCCCAAAGGGAAGGGUGUGGCUGCUAGUGACGUCCGCAGUGGGGAAGACCCAACCACCUUCACCUCACUUCUCCACAAGUGUGUGUGUGUGUGUGGGGGGGGGUGGAUGGAAGGGGGGAGGCUGUUAACUCCUCCUGCCUGCCUCCCUCCCUCUUUCGCUCUCCCUCUCCUACCUUACCUUGUCGUCGCCCCCCCCCCCCCCCCCCCCCCUCCCUCACCACUAUACCAGCCCCAUUCGAUAGUCCAUUAUGUCUGGGAUUUAAAAUUUAAGAAAAAAAAAGAUGUAUGAAAAAAGAUAUUCAAGGUUAAAACUCACCACUGAGACGUUGGUAACAUGAAACUAAAAGAAAUAAGCAUCUCUUUCCAUUUAUUUAAUUUAAGUCAUUCCGUUACUCUGUAAAGCAUAAUUUACAUCAAACAACAAUGUAAAUCCAGUGCAGCAGCCUGUCCUAUUCACAUUUUUGUAGUAGUCCGAAACGUCCUGAUAUAUAUAUUUUUUUUAUCAGUGAUUCACCUACAUGACCUUUUUUUUCUUUUGGAUUUUGCACCUUAAUGUCCUCGUGAUAGUUCCAGAUCAAUAGGUAAUGCAUCUGAAGUGGUUUGCCUAAACAAUGGUGGAAAAAUCCCUUCCCUUCUUCUCUUGCCUAAGAGCUUACUAUACAAAUUCUGAAACGUGCUGGGCUCUGUGAAAGCAGACCUGCAGAAUGGCAGAUUUGAAAAGCUGGAGUAUGUGUUGUGUUUGCUGGUAUAUUCUGCUGUGGAGUUUAGAGGCUGCCUGUUGUGAUGCAAACCAAGGGUUAGGGUUCGAACCACAACCCCCCAAUCAGAGGAACAGCCCCUGGUCACGUGAUCUGCUGUUAAAAAUGUUAAUAGAAAGGAAACGCCUCAGACAGGUCAGGGCACGUGCUUGAAGCACUUACGAUUCACACGUGGAAUCCUUCUUGAUACCUGUGUUUAGGCAGCACUGCUUGGGGCGAGCCAACAUGAUGGAUCGCUGCUUGUCCUGUAUUUCCAGCUUGUAUUGAACUUAUUAGCGACCUCUGGUGGCAAGAUUUGGAAAUUACAGUUCAGUGAUAAUACGGUAAUGAAAAUGAGGACACAUAGCAUUCAUGUGCUCUCCAUUCCUGUAUGCAGACACGGCUAUUGGUUGUAUCUGUAUUCUGUUACCGAUCAGCUGUAGUUAAAAUGACAGCUGUCUUGAUACUUUAGGAAAUUGUGUUUUUUUUUACCCAUUAAGUUAAUAUAUUUUUUUUUUCUCGAGUCUUAACCUGAAAAAGCAAAAAGGGUAAAAAUAAUACUUUUGGUUUUGUUUCUUCUGCACUUCUCUCAUCAACUGUAGCCCCAUUCCAGACCCUGUUUUAUGUAUUUCCACGUGUUUAAAAAAGAAAGAAAAAUGUGUAUACAUUUUGAAGGAGCUGUGUUAUAACAUAUAAAUGCAUUCUGCGUGUAAUAUGAUUUUAAUGAAGACAAAUUGAUUUUAAAAGAAAAAAUACAUUAUCCACUCUCUUUGUACAGUAUGACCUCUCUUUAAAACUGUGUCAUGUUGCCCCGUGAAGCACAGAAAUAGAUGUGAUCACUAAUAAUAAAAAGAAACGACAAAACAAAACCCAACUUUUUACAACUGUAUUGAGAUUUGCUUUUAACACCAGUUGCAUUUUCUUGUAUAAUGUGUCUGUUUCUGCUUUGUUCCAUCAUUGCACUAUGGUCUGACCGGCUCUGCUGUGUGUAUCAGUCCCUUGUGAUAACAUGCUUCUCCCUCCUUGUGUUGGUGUCUUGCAGUUUUGCGUCUGGCUGUAUUUUCUCACUUCGUUGUUGUAUACAUGCAUAAGAGCCUUGACUAAAAUACUGGCCCGGAAAUACCUUUGCACAGGAAACCUGAUUUUACUAUACAGUAGAAAUAUUUUAGGGUGCAUUUAGAUUUUUUAAACUGAUUUAAUGAAUGAAUAAAUUAUUCUUAUAUUCUAGUGGGUUGGGAGAGGAAGAUGGUGGUAGGGGGAGACUGUGAACUAUGUUAGCUGUGUUGAAUAUAACGCUGCAAUGUGUCUUUUUUAUUUUAAGAUUUGGAAAGAGACCGUGAUCAUUCUCAACAUGGGGCUUUUUAAGUUUUCAGGAAUUAUGAACCCUCCCUGGUCUUUUGGAGAAGGGGAUUGUGUUGUAUAUAUUGUACAUUCAUCCAGAAGCAGAGGCUGAGAUGGAAUGAAUUUUGAAAGGUUUCUAAGAAAGGAAGUUGGCUGCAUUUCACCGCUGUUUUAAACUAUUACAAGGUGCAACGUCAGGCUGUUGAUUAAACAUGCAUUUUAACAUACAAGGACUGGCAUUUUCAGAAAGCGUGCUGCAGAGGUUGAAUCGGAAGGCUUGUUAGCAGCAGCAUUUCAAAGAUGGCGAGGGUUAGCGAAUUCCAGAUUUAAAAGGAUAUGUGAAUUUCAAGACGGUCUCAAAGGAUCGUAGGCCGAUGUGUUUAGUUGUUUGGUUACAUGCUUUGCUGCAUUCAGUAUAAAAGUACGAUCUGCAAGGCACUGAGUGUGACAUCCCCAAACGACAUAACUCCCUGUAUCCAUGCCCAGACGACAUAACUAACUGUAUUCAGUAAUUCAGUAGAAUUACUGGGCGGUCUGUUUUGGAUAAUUUCUUGUUGGAUUCCCUUCUGUUCAUGGAAGCUGCUUUCUGUGCUACCAGUCACAGACCCUGCUCUGCAAAUGAUUAUAUUUUUAAUUUUAUUUGGGGUGGGCCGUUGUGUUGUCCUUGACAUGCUGGAUUGAGAGUCAUGCUGCUCAAGUGCUGUGUUAAAUCUGUGCCAUUUCUCAUUAUACACCAGCUUUUAAUGUGCAGCCUGCUCUGUAUGUGUAGAGAUGAACUUCCCAGCUUCUGAAUCUGACGAGACCACUGUAAUGCCAAACGGGGAGGAUGCUGGGUUGUGCUCCGAAGAAAAUAAUAUGACAGCGUUUAAAUUGAAAAAAAUAUUUUCAAUUGCAGGAGUUUUUUUUAAGAGUAAAAAGUCCCCCCCCCCCCCCCCCCCACUGGAACUACUCCAAGAUUAAAUAAAAAUAGUACGUAUGCUUGAAUGCUUGUUUCUGAAUUAGUCAUUUUUUUGUGUGUCCCCCCCCCCCCCCCCCCACUCUAUAUGUAGUUAAUUAAUAAAUUUGGUGUCUGUUGAGGGUGGAAAGAUCACAUCGCAACAUGCGAGGAGAAGUAAGAGGUUAAUGUGACAUAGCAGAGGUCUUAAAGAGGGUACUGUCCAUUCAUUUUUAUUUUUAAUGAGUGCAAUUAUUAAUAAGCAAACAUUAAACAUGAUACGUAACCAGCUAUCUGCCUUGGUACUACCUUUCUCUUAACCGUUUGGAAUUUGUAUUUACCGUCUCUGAAUUGGAAUGCGUUUUGACAUACUGUAUUUUCAAAUGAAAUGUAACCUUUUUCUUUAUCAUGGCUUUAGUAAACGCAGUCCUUGGUUUGCCCUAAACUCUGGGCACAUUGCUGCUUGGCCCUGUAGAAAUUAGUAAAAAGCAUGGGAGCUUGCGCUUAAAAAUAACAAAAGUCCUAAAAAAAAAAAAAAAAAAAAAAAAACACAGAUAAUUUUGACACUAAGCGAAAGCAUUUUUGUUUGAUGUGGUACCGGGACACGGCAUGUUAUGUAAAGGCCAAAACUGGACUCUGUAGUUCCUCAGGAACUUUCCCUCUGCUCUGUUUUGUUCUUCGUAUUGUUUAGUCGGAGCAUGUGCCCUUUUAUUGAAGUAGAUGCAAGUAAUGUUAAACCAAACUUUAAUUACAGCUCGUGUCUUGGGAGCAUAUAUGAAAUCUAUAUUAAAAAAAUAUCACUUUUUAAUGAUUUAUUAAACAGCCCAACUCAAGGACCACAGCCUGCUAACAUAAAUAUAUAAUAUUUAUAUGAAAUAGUCAUUAUAAAGCCAACUCAAAAGACAUUGAAAUUGGCUGAAGUCAUUAAAUGUGUGCUUGGUUUUCUGUUUCUAUAUCUCUUUUUUUUCUAUUUCUCAUUAAUGUUUUUUUUUAACUCUUAAACCGCUUACAAUAGGUCUUGUUAUUUAUAUCGGUGACAAACCAACUUUCUUCGGACUGCUGUACUUUUCAUUUGAUGGAACAAAAUUGCUAUUAAUCUGAAUAUUUGUAAAUAAAGUACCUGUAUCUAGA
Messenger RNA from Acipenser ruthenus (sterlet), 4991 nucleotides. Its product is annotated as ras-related protein Rab-14. Lineage: Eukaryota; Metazoa; Chordata; Actinopteri; Acipenseriformes; Acipenseridae. The transcript is spliced from 8 exons. Gene Ontology annotation, molecular function: GTPase activity; GTP binding. Gene Ontology annotation, biological process: Golgi to endosome transport; endocytic recycling; defense response to bacterium. Gene Ontology annotation, cellular component: trans-Golgi network; recycling endosome; Golgi apparatus. Bases 228 to 875 code for a protein of 215 amino acids. The record is from RefSeq and is a predicted model, not a curated record.